AUGGCUGAUAAGGGAAAGACUCAUCUGAACAUUGUUAUCAUUGGACAUGUGGAUUCUGGGAAGUCCACCACCACGGGUCAUCUCAUCUACAAGUGUGGUGGGUUUGAUCCCAGGUCCCUGGAGAAGCUGGAGGCAGCUGCUGGACAGAUUGGCAAGAGCUCAUUCAAGUUUGCGUGGAUCCUGGACAAGCUGAAGGUGGAGAGGGAGCGUGGAAUCACCAUUGACAUCUCGCUGUGGAAAUUCCAGACCAACCGAUAUACGAUCACCAUCAUUGACGCUCCCGGUCACAGGGACUUCAUUAAAAACAUGAUCACUGGCACAUCCCAGGCUGAUGUAGCUGUGCUGGUGGUCUCUGCUGCCACAGGAGAGUUUGAAGCUGGAGUGUCGAGGAAAGGGCAGACCAGAGAACAUGCCUUGCUGGCCUACACCAUGGGUGUUAAACAGCUCAUUGUCUGCGUGAACAAGAUGGACAUGACUGACCCACCGUACAGCCAGAAGAGGUUUGAUGAAGUGGUCAGGAACGUGACUGUUUACCUCAAGAAGAUUGGCUACAACCCAGCCACCAUUCCAUUCAUCCCUGUGUCUGGGUGGACUGGAGAGAACAUAUCUUCUCCCAGUCAGAAGAUGAGCUGGUUUAAAGGUUGGAAGGUGAAACGAAGAGAGGGCUUUUCCAAGGGCCAAUCUCUGCUUGAGGUCCUUGAUUGCCUUGUUCCCCCUGUGCGUCCAGCCAAUAAGCCACUUCGCUUACCUCUGCAGGAUGUCUAUAAAAUAGGAGGCAUUGGUACUGUCCCUGUGGGUAAAAUAGAGACUGGGAUCCUGAAGCCAGGGAUGACCAUCUCAUUUGCACCCUCACACUUCACUGCAGAAGUGAAAUCUAUAGAGAUGCACCAUCAGCCUCUGGACACGGCUUUCCCAGGGUACAACAUUGGGUUUAAUGUGAAGAACAUUGCUGUGAAGAGUCUGAAACGUGGAAAUGUUGCUGGUAACUCGAAGAGUGACCCACCUACCGAAGCCAGCAGCUUCACGGCACAGGUGAUCAUUCUCAACCAUCCUGGGUUUAUCAAAGCGGGCUACUCCCCAGUCAUUGACUGCCACACAGCCCACAUCACCUGCCAGUUCUCAGAGUUACAGGAGAAGAUUGACCGCAGAUCAGGCAAAAAACUGGAGGACAACCCAGCAACACUGAAGUCGGGAGAUGCUGCAAUUGUGAAAUUAAAGCCCAUCAAACCAUUCUGUGUGGAGAGAUUUUAUGACUAUCCACCACUAGGGAGAUUUGCAGCGCGGGACUUGAAGCAAACUGUUGCUGUGGGAGUUGUGAAAUCUGUGGAGAGGAAGGCAAGCAGCUUGGCCAGAAGACAGGGCCAGAAACCCAUCCAGGUCAACUGA
Messenger RNA from Nanorana parkeri, 1386 nucleotides. RefSeq names its product elongation factor 1-alpha. Gene Ontology annotation, molecular function: GTPase activity; GTP binding; translation elongation factor activity. The transcript has 7 exons. Bases 1 to 1386 code for a protein of 461 amino acids. NCBI's taxonomy places the organism in Eukaryota, Metazoa, Chordata, Amphibia, Anura, Dicroglossidae. The record is from RefSeq and is a predicted model, not a curated record. Gene Ontology annotation, biological process: translational elongation; translation.